This is a messenger RNA of Onthophagus taurus, 826 nucleotides long. RefSeq names its product Blocked early in transport 3 (gene Bet3). Gene Ontology annotation, biological process: Golgi vesicle transport. Lineage: Eukaryota; Metazoa; Arthropoda; Insecta; Coleoptera; Scarabaeidae. The record is from RefSeq and is a predicted model, not a curated record. Gene Ontology annotation, cellular component: TRAPP complex.
GAAGUUAGAUAAAUUUAUCCUAACCUCAAACUACUUUAAUUUUGACACUGCAUAAAAUACAACUCAAUAAAGUUUUAUUAGAUUUUAUUUCUUAAAAUGUCUCGAUCAACCGCAAGAAUAGACGUGAAAAAAGUCAAUUCUGAAUUAGUAACUUUAACCUAUGGAGCCCUGGUAGCCCAAAUGGUAAAGGACUUUGAUAAUGUCGACGAUGUAAGUAAACAACUCGAAAGGUUGGGUUACAACAUGGGGAUACGCCUAAUCGAAGACUACCUAGCUAAAACAGCAACCGGACGUUGUUUAGAUUUGAAGGAUACAGCUGAUAAGAUCCAAAGUGCUUUUAGAAUGUAUUUGGGUGUACAACCAAACGUGGCGAAUUGGAGCCCCGCCGGAGAUGAAUUUUCUUUUAUAUUAGAUACAAAUCCUAUAACAGAAUUAGUUGAACUACCAGAAGAGAUCAAAGGGUUGAAAUAUUGUAAUAUUAUUUGUGGGGUUAUUAGGGGAGCUUUGGAAAUGGUUCAAUUGGAUGUUCAAUGUUGGAUUGUCCAAGAUCAAUUAAAAGGGGAUGCUAAUACCGAAAUUAGAGUUAAAUUUAUUAGAAGGUUAGAGGAUGCCAUUCCUGCUGGGGAAGAUUAAAUUUUCAAUAAAAAAAAUAAUAUUAUAUAAAACAAGGUUAUUAUACAUAAUUCAAGGCAAUUUAGAGCUAGAAUAUUGUUUUUCCAUGAUUAUAUUUAUAUUUUUAAGAUUUUUUGUACUCUAUUAGUAUAGUGUAUAAGAGUAAAAGUGUAUAAAUUUAUUUAAAAGUUAAAUCUACCUUAAUUUACCUUUG